AUGGAUGCGUGGGGGGGCCCCGCGCCCCUCUGGAGCCGCCGCGGGGCCCGGCUGCUGCUGUUGCUGCUGACCGUGCGGCUGGGGAGCGGAGCUGAUAAAGCAGAUGAUGAGGAUGAUGAAGAUCUAACUGUGAAUAAAACAUGGGUCCUUGCACCAAAGAUUCAUGGUGGGGAUGUAACUCACAUACUGGACUCCUUACUUCAAGGAUAUGACAAUAAGCUUCGGCCAGAUAUUGGGGUGAGAACUACAGUGAUUGAAACAGAUGUCUAUGUCAACAGCAUUGGCCCAGUUGACCCAAUCAAUAUGGAAUACACUAUAGAUAUAAUUUUUGCCCAGACUUGGUAUGACAGUCGUCUAAAAUUUAACAGCUCCAUGAAGGUGCUUAUGCUUAAUAGCAACAUGGUUGGAAAGAUUUGGAUCCCAGACACUUUCUUCAGGAACUCCAGGAAAUCUGAUGCUCACUGGAUCACGACUCCCAAUCGUUUGCUUCGAAUCUGGAGUGAUGGAAGAGUAUUAUACACUCUAAGGCUGACAAUUAAUGCUGAAUGUUAUCUUCAGCUUCACAACUUUCCUAUGGAUGAACACUCCUGCCCACUGGAAUUUUCAAGCUAUGGCUAUCCCAGGAAUGAGAUUGAAUACAAAUGGAAGAAAACCUCUGUUGAAGUGGCAGAUCCCAAAUACUGGAGGUUGUACCAGUUUGCCUUUGUAGGACUGCGAAACACCACUGAAAUUUCUCAUACCUUAUCUGGUGAUUACAUUAUCAUGACCAUCUUCUUUGACCUCAGCAGACGUAUGGGAUAUUUCACUAUUCAGACAUACAUUCCUUGUAUCCUCACAGUUGUUCUUUCAUGGGUGUCAUUUUGGAUCAAUAAGGAUGCAGUUCCUGCAAGGACUUCUCUGGGCAUUACAACAGUGCUGACCAUGACAACACUGAGCACAAUCGCUAGGAAGUCACUCCCAAAGGUUUCCUACGUGACAGCAAUGGACCUUUUUGUGUCAGUUUGCUUUAUUUUUGUCUUUGCUGCCUUGAUGGAAUAUGGCACCUUACAUUAUUUUACCAGCAACAGAAAAGGGGAUAAAGGAAAAGAAAAAAAGGCAAAAUCUAAGCCAUCGAGACCGCCUGCAAUUGCCGUUCGACCGGGAUCGACACUAAUUCCAAUUAAUAACAUUAAUCAUCUCCCUGAACGUGAUGAUGAUUAUGGAUAUGAGUGCCUAGAAGGGAAAGACUGUGCUAGCUUCUUCUGUUGUUUUGAAGACUGCCGCACAGGAUCUUGGAGGGAAGGAAGAAUACACAUCCGCGUCGCAAAAAUUGACUCUUACUCUCGGAUCUUCUUCCCAACUGCCUUUGCGUUGUUCAAUCUUGUUUACUGGAUUGGCUAUCUCUACCUAUAA
Messenger RNA from Indicator indicator, 1392 nucleotides. RefSeq names its product gamma-aminobutyric acid type A receptor subunit gamma1 (gene GABRG1). Gene Ontology annotation, cellular component: synapse; dendrite membrane; neuron projection. Bases 1 to 1392 code for a protein of 463 amino acids. The record is from RefSeq and is a predicted model, not a curated record. NCBI's taxonomy places the organism in Eukaryota, Metazoa, Chordata, Aves, Piciformes, Indicatoridae. Gene Ontology annotation, biological process: gamma-aminobutyric acid signaling pathway; synaptic transmission, GABAergic; monoatomic ion transmembrane transport. The transcript has 9 exons. Gene Ontology annotation, molecular function: transmitter-gated monoatomic ion channel activity involved in regulation of postsynaptic membrane potential; GABA-gated chloride ion channel activity; benzodiazepine receptor activity.